AAAUACCCGCCAAGGACCCAAAAAAGGACCGCAGCAGGUUGCCGCAGUGUGCGAGCGGGCAGAGCAGCGUGGGGACGGCGAGCCGAGCCAGACAAAAGUAAGCUUUCUGAAGAGGACAUGUGAUUGGAAGUUGUCUAAUUGUUGAAGUGUUGCGAACUCCAGUCCCUAAAGUCUUAGGAAAAACAACCAAGGAUUUAUACUUUGUCAAGGUGAACCACUGAGUUCUUCAUUAUGUCUGAUGGAGACUAUGAUUACCUCAUCAAAUUUUUAGCUUUGGGAGACUCUGGAGUAGGGAAGACCAGUGUACUUUACCAGUACACCGAUGGGAAAUUUAACUCCAAGUUUAUCACAACAGUGGGCAUUGAUUUCAGGGAAAAGAGAGUGGUAUACAGAGCCAAUGGGCCAGAUGGAGCUGUUGGCAGAGGCCAGAGAAUCCACCUGCAGUUAUGGGACACAGCAGGGCAGGAGAGGUUUCGAAGCUUGACAACAGCAUUCUUCAGAGAUGCUAUGGGGUUUCUUCUGCUUUUUGAUCUGACAAAUGAGCAAAGCUUCCUCAAUGUCAGAAACUGGAUAAGCCAGCUACAAACGCAUGCAUAUUGUGAAAACCCAGACAUAGUGCUCUGUGGAAAUAAGAGUGAUCUGGAAGAGCAGAGAGCAGUGAAAGAGGAGGAAGCCGUAGCACUUGCAGAGAAAUAUGGAAUCCCCUACUUUGAAACUAGCGCUGCUACGGGGACAAACAUAAGCCAAGCAAUCGAGACGCUCCUGGACCUGAUAAUGAAGCGGAUGGAACGGUGUGUGGACAAGUCCUGGAUCCCGGAAGGAGUGGUGCGGUCUAACGGCCACGCGUCUACGGAGCAACUGAGCGAAGGAAAGCAGAAGGGGGCCUGCGGCUGUUGAGGGGUCAAGUGAGCUGCGCAGUGACCGAAGUGGCCCGCGCCUGUAAUCUUCUCCCUGGGCAGUGCCCCGCCCAGAGAGAGAUGAAUGGGCGUUGUGUACAAACUCCUUCUCACCAUUCCAAUUAGACCAGUCAGUGAAGCAUCCAGUUUUAAAAUCAGUUUGCUGCAGCUUUGUAAAUAUUUCUUGAAGAUCUAGCCUGAGAGUUAGGAGAAAUGUUGCACAUAGCCAAAAGUGCCUUAUAAAUCCUUAGCCUGUGGCAGUAGAUCAUCAAGGAUUCAGGAUUUUGUAGCCACUGUGGAGUGUGUUUAUUAGGAAGAAUGACUGAAGUUAUUGUCACCUGCCUUGACAUCGAUCGGCCUGGUGCCUCACAUUCAAGAUCUUAGAUGAAAUUAUAAAACAAAUUAAUCCAAAUGAAAUCAUCUUACUUGUACUGUAAGUAACCUUCUAAAAUGCCAUCUCAACUGCUGGAAUAUUAAACAAAAAUAUACACAAACAUCAGUUCAUUGUCCUUCAAUAUUAACCUAUGUAAGCAUUCUCUUUAAAAUGAGCACUGGACAAAUUAUGGCCAUAUCUAUAGAUCUCAGACAAACUGGAUUGGCCAAUUAUAUACUCUCUGUGGUUCUUGUAGGUGGGAAAGGGAUUGGGCAGGGGUGGCCUAAUGUAACUGAGCAACUGAAAGGCGGGGUCUCCGGCUCCCUGCUGUGUUCCACUUGCUCCGAGAGUCAGGGAACUCGAUUUUCAUGGCUUUAGUUCACUGUGAUCUGUGCAUUUACACUUGACCAGCAUGCUGGCCACAUCUGAACACAGCUGGUGCUCAUGCUGAAGUUACUUGUAGUAAGUGAAUAUAUAGCUUCUAUUCCUUCACAUUUACAAUGUUGGCCUGGCAUCUGCAGACCACACCUUCAAAUAGCACAUGAACUGCUGAUCUUCUGUGCUCACCAUCGACCUCUGUGUUCUUAUUUGCAACUUGUUUCAUUUUUACAUUGGUGGAAUUGAUGGAAUUAGUUUUUAAUUAUGUAAAUUUUUAUUUGCCAUUUAGUGGAAGAUAGAUGUUUAUAUGUAAGCAGUCACAUUUAUACUCUAGCACAACAUAAGAAAAACUAAAUGUUCUGUAGUCUGUGUUUCUCACGGAGAUCACGGGCACCUGUACUUGCUGGGUCUCACCAAGCUCAUGUGUUCUCCUACAUGGCCAACCUGUCUUCAUGCCAAAUUAAAGGUGGUUUUGGAAUAGGCUUCAUGGCAGUUUAUAAAGGUCAAAGGGGAAAUUCUUAUUUAUUAAAGUUGUUUAAAUAGGUUAAAAUAUCCAAAAUACUCAACAGCUAUUUAGAAAGAGAUACAUUAUCAUAUAAAUAAAGAAUAAAAGUAAAUGUAUUUUGUGGAGGCAAACGUUUGGCAGAAGUAUAGUCAGAAAAACACAACUAUGGUGGAAAGCAGUUGCUCUUACGUGAUUAUUUUCAAACACACUUUUACUGAGUAUCUGGUCCGGUUUUUUUGCCACUGCCCUCCUUCAGUUCCCUUAAAAACUUAGCUGUGGUUGCUAAGAUGUUAUGUAUUUCUGUCCUUAAAAUUCGAACUUCUUUUAAAUCCUAAAGAAGUCGUCGUGUCCUUGAGUUGUGUGUUCCAGGGACGAAGGACUCAGACCCUUCUGGGGCAGAGUCAUAAUCACAAGCAGUGCCUUCGAAAGUUGCCGUAAAUGUCACUGGAGUAAGUCGUGUUUUCAUAUCAGGGGACAUUUACUGUGCUCUAUUUGUGCAGUUAAAAAGAAGUCAAAUUUCUGUUUCCGUUUUUCAACAACCAAAGGAGCAGCUCGCUACAAAUUUCAUUCGCCUUAAAUAUAAUGUACAGUUAUGUGUGUAUACAUGACACAGUGCACAUACACGAACCAUCUUUAUGAUUGAAAUAACUAACCUGUAUUCUCUUUGGAAAACCUUUGUUUAAAUUUGUUAUUGAAGUGCCAUAUUUUUGUGAGUCAAUGUAUUUUUCUAUUUAUAAGCCUGUGUAACAGUGAAGUGUAUCUUCUGUGAACAGGGUGCCAACUGAGCUUAUAAUAAAAUAAUGAUAUAGUCUCUCCA
This is a messenger RNA of Artibeus jamaicensis (Jamaican fruit-eating bat), 2969 nucleotides long. It is a transcript of the gene RAB27A, whose product is annotated as RAB27A, member RAS oncogene family. Gene Ontology annotation, biological process: positive regulation of exocytosis; melanosome transport. The record is from RefSeq and is a predicted model, not a curated record. The transcript has 7 exons. The coding region runs from base 232 to 897 and encodes 221 amino acids. Gene Ontology annotation, cellular component: secretory granule; melanosome. Lineage: Eukaryota; Metazoa; Chordata; Mammalia; Chiroptera; Phyllostomidae. Gene Ontology annotation, molecular function: GTP binding; GTPase activity.